AUGUCUCCCAUCGACCACAGCCGGCUGCACCCUUCUUACGACCCAAAAUAUGCCCACUUUGCGUCAAGGCGGUCGACCGUCUUCUCCGCAAAGGGAGCGGUUGUGACCUCACAACCUCUUGGCAAGUCGUGCAAUGCAGGGAUAGAGAUUCUCAACAAGGGAGGGAAUGCUGCCGACGCCGCUAUCGCUGUUGCGGCAGCUAUGAACGUGACUGAGCCGGUCAUGACUGGACUUGGAGGCGACAUCUUCUGCUUGUUCUGGGAUGCCAAGGCAAAGAAGGUCCGUGGGAUCAACGGGUCCGGACGCGCCCCCAAAGCCUUGAACCUGGAGCUCCUCCGCUCGCAAGGCGUGCAGGGCGAUGAGAUCCCCUUGAACAACCUCAACUCAGUAACGGUGCCUUGCGCGGCGGCAGGCUGGAUCAAGACGGUCGAGGAGUUCGGGUCUGGCAAGUUGACCAUGGCCGAGAUCCUCGAGCCGGCUAUCCGGAUGGCGAGGGAGGGCGUGCCUGUGCAUGAGAUCACUAGUGAUGCUUGGCAGGGCGCCGAGGCAUUGCUGAAGCGAGCUUCGCCCAACUCCGCCGAGAUGCUGAUGCCGAAUGGAAAAGCACCGCUGCCCUCGCACAUCAUGACCCACCCAGAACUAGCCGAUUCGCUCGAAGCGAUCGCUAAGGACGGUCACAAGGGGUACUACACUGGCCGUAUCGCUCAAGCUAUUGUCGACCUGGUCAAAUCUGGUGGAGGGGUUAUGACUAUGGAGGAUGUCGCAGAGUGUGAUGCGGAAGUGAUCCAGCCUAUCAAAUACGACUUCAAGGUCGGCGAGGGCGGAGAUAAGGGUGUUUCGCUGUGGGAGUGCCCCCCGAAUGGACAGGGUCUGACUGCGCUGGUCGCGCUGGGUAUCGUCGAAGCCGUAGAGACGCAACACGGCGUCGACGUGCUUGACCUGGAGCACAACUCGGCGACGUAUCUUCACAUCCUGAUCGAGGCUAUGCGUCUAGCAUUUGCUGACACUCGAUACUAUGUUGCUGAUCCCAAAUCCGGCAAUGUCCCCGUCGAUGAGCUACUCAGCAAGUCCUACCUCGCCUCCCGCGCCGCCCUCAUCAACCUCAAAAAGGCCACUCCGGUCCAGCGGGGUCAGCCCGUCAAGUCAAGCGACACCAUCUAUCUGGCGACAUCCGAUAAGGACGGGAACUCUUGCUCGUUCAUUGCGUCCAACUAUGCGGGCUUCGGAACUGGCGCCAUCCCGAAAGGUUGCGGCUUCACCCUUCAAAACCGUGGGACCGGCUUCACCCUAGCAGAGGGCCACCCCAAUUGCGUCCAAGGCGGCAAGAGGCCAUAUCACACCAUCAUCCCCGCCAUGGCUACGAUUGGAGACGAGCUCCUGAUGAGCUUCGGAGUGAUGGGCGGGUUCAUGCAGCCCCAGGGACACGUCCAAGUCCUACUCAAUAAGCUCCGAGGCUUCUCAGCUCAGGCAUGCCUUGACGCACCUCGAUUCUGUAUCUCCGCUGGUCUGCCAGAAACAGGUGCCGCACCCAGUACGGCCGGGAAUAUGGACUCGGAAAUCUGGUUCGAGGAGGGUAUCCCUACAGAGGUCAUCGAGGAACUGCGAGGAAUGGGACACAACUGCGAGGUGGCCACCGGCUUCAAGCGCGGAACGCUCGGCAAGGGGCAGAUCAUGCAGCAGAUCAACGACCCGUCUGGUCGGCGCGUCUGGGCGUGUGGAUCCGACUUGCGUGGAGAUGGAGCGGCGAUGGGUCAGAUCUGA
This is a messenger RNA of Dioszegia hungarica, 1761 nucleotides long. Its product is annotated as putative lincomycin-condensing protein lmbA. The transcript has 14 exons. The record is from RefSeq and is a predicted model, not a curated record. The coding region runs from base 1 to 1761 and encodes 586 amino acids. Lineage: Eukaryota; Fungi; Basidiomycota; Tremellomycetes; Tremellales; Bulleribasidiaceae.